Molecule: messenger RNA, 7410 nt
Organism: Anguilla rostrata (American eel)
Lineage: Eukaryota; Metazoa; Chordata; Actinopteri; Anguilliformes; Anguillidae
Product: oxygen-regulated protein 1-like
Exons: 4
Coding region: 181-6174 (1997 amino acids)
Biological process (GO): axoneme assembly; photoreceptor cell development; intracellular signal transduction
Cellular component (GO): axoneme
Source: RefSeq, a predicted model, not a curated record
UACCUAUAUGAAUAACCUAAUAUGGAUGCAAAUACCUGCAAUUUAGAGCUGAUAAUUUGCAUGUUAACCUAAAUUUCAUUUCAGAAGAAAUGUGCUGGAGUACAGAGUUGAGACAACAAAAAAUAUUAUUGUCCAAAUACUUGCACUGUAUUUUCACGGUAUGCAUAACAGUCCACAAUUAUGAGUGACACAGCCCCCCAGAAGCCUCAGCAGGACCAGUCCUCAGGAAGUGGUCUCACUGCGGUAUCCCGACACCCGUGCAUCUCCGACCCCAUCGCCUCCAAGCGCGUCUGCUUCUACAAGAGCGGGGACCCCCAGUUCAGCGGGCUUAGGCUGGUCAUCAACAGCCGUACCUUCAAGACCUUUGACGCCCUACUGGACAGCCUGUCAAAGAAAGUCCCGCUGCCUUUUGGAGUGAGGAACAUCACCACCCCGAGAGGGGUGCACGCGGUCAAGACCCUGGAGGAGCUGCGGGAUGGACAGUCCUACAUCUGCUCUGACCAGAAGAAGGUCAAACCAAUCAACCUGGAGAUGGCCAGGAAGAAGCUGCCGCCGUGGUACAGUGCCCGGCCAGUCAGCGCCCGCCGGAGGGCCAUUCAGCUGGCGCGGCAGAACAUGGUCCGGUCUGCCAGGCGGGAAAACCCACUGGGGGUGUGGACACCCAAGAGGCUAGUGGUCUUCAGGAACGGAGACCCCAGCAUGAAGCACACCGUCCUGCUGCAGAGGAAAACCACGCAGACCUUUGAGGCUCUGUUGGAUUACAUGUGUGAGAUCAUGCAGUUCCCAGUGGUGAAGCUAUACACUGCAGAUGGGAGAAGGGUGGAUGGUCUUCCAGCACUGAUUCUAUGUUCAGGAGCAGUUGUUGCUGCAGGCCGUGAACCCUUCAAGUCAGGCAACUAUGAUCUUCUGAAACCCUCCCUGCCCACACGGCUUCCUGCAACAUCCAGUCGUGUCAUUCCAAAUAGGCUACAGCCAAAGACUCGCAAAAAGAAAUCACGAUCCAGUAGCUCAAAGUCCAGGAAUUUCUCUUUGUCGUCUGAGAAGUACUUUGUGAAUCAGAUCCAGAACUCCAUCACGGGAAGUGUGUAUGAUCUCCCCAGUAACCUCACUGGUUCGGUGGAGAUGGACCCAAACACCACACUGGGAUCUGUGGAGGCGGAGACUUGCACCUGUGCAGGAGAUUUGGGGGAGGAACACCACCUUGUGCCUCCCGAUGAUGAUAUAGAAAAGUCCUUCCGGGUCAACCAAGAUGGCAGCAUGACUGUGGAGAUGAAGGUACGACUGACAAUAAAGGAGGAAGAGACAGUACACUGGAGUACCACGUUAACAAGGUCCAGUGUUGCCAAUCAGCUCAACAUGGCUUGCCUCACACAGCCAGAGCAGGACAGUUGCACACCGGAUUCAAGCACUGUGCCAUCUAAAGACAAUGAUGGGCUAGAUCCUGAUGGAUAUGAAUCGAAGGAUGAGAACAAUAUCCUACCAAAUGAAAACGGGCCUAUUUGUGAAGAGGAAGAGGAUGAAACAUAUGGUGCAGGAUCUGAGGCAUGGCAGCCCACUUCUAGGAGGGCACCAACCCCUGGGCCAAGAAGCAUUAGAAAGAAACAGGCCUCAGUGGAAAGCAUCAAAAUGGAAACUGAAACAGGAAUACAGGAAAAUGUAGUUGGGACAUACUCCUACACAGAAGAGACUGUUGAAGGCAAAGUUACGGAGGAGUGCUGCAUAGUAAGACAAUGCAACAGCAAGCCAAUUCCCAAACCCAGGAAUUUGGGGUCCAUGGAAAUCAAUAAUAACAAACUGCAAUCCACCAUUGAUCCAUCAGGAGUAUCGAAAAUCCUACAGAUGCGAGAACAUGAAGAGGAAAUUACAGAAACAGUGCUGCACAUAUAUGAGCAACAGAGCUGUCAUGACAAUUUCUUUGCCAAUACACAAUUCCGUGUUCGGAGCCAGUGUGAAUCAGUGCAUGGGAGACCUGCGUCUACCGACACAGGCCUUUAUUCUGCCAGCAAUGACUUUGAACUGGACCUAAGGAGACCAUUCACAGCUUCAGAAUCUCUGAGUGGCAGAAGGGCUGAGACCUUGUCCUUAUCGUCAGAGCCCAGGGUCGCAGCUUGCAAGAACAGAACUGAUCUCCCCACUGACUAUGACAUUCAAACUGUUGCUAAUUCAGAAAGAGAAUGUGCAGGGUCAGAUUAUGGAAAGGGCAAAGACAGCACAAUGAGUCAAAACUUUGAUAAAGUCAUGAGGAAGCCUAUAAGGCCAAAAGAAAAACAAAGCUUUCACUCAAGCUUGAGCCCAUACAAAAAGAAGCAAAAGGAGCGCAACAGAGACACACUUAACAAAAGCAAGAAAGAGAAAACAGACAUUUCGAGCCCUACAGACUCUGAGAAACAAGCUGAAAAGAGUAGCCAACAAAAGCCAGGUAAAAGAAAAAAGAAAAGAAAAGGGAAUAGGGGUGGAAGUGGUUCAAUUAAAAACUCAAAAUUGCCUGAAAGCAUGUUUUCAUUGAACACCGAACAUUCAAAUAGCUUAUCAUCUGAGAAGGGACUGAGUCAAAUUGAAGAGAAAUCUGUCAGAGAUCAGCCAGUCAAUAAGGCAUUGAAUCCAGAAGACUUGCCCCUGAGGAAAAAGGUACUUGAUCUCUUGCCUCCUAUUGAGUCAACCCACAUCAAACAGGUACUGACAAAGCAGAAAUCAAUGAAUGAAGACAGGAGUGAUGCACAGGAAUUGAAGGAGUUAAGUGAAAGUGUUUCAUUGCCGGCACCACAUUCACCCCCCUCUGUUGUCAAUGAAUAUGUAGAACACUGGCUGAAAAAAUUUCACCCACAACCAACAGCAUACAUGGAAGGCAUAAACUCUACUAAGGUUAACAUGGAAGCAAGGGUGGUCUUUCAGAUAAGAAACGAGGAACAGGCUUUUCCUGAGGAAAACAAAACAAUGCAUGAGGCACGCAGGCCUAAUACAGAGGAGUAUUAUGACAGUAAUGUCACAGAGAGAUUGAUAGAUGGUGAUCCCACCAUAGAGAAAGGUGAAAUGGCAUCAGAUGACAGCUCAGGUGAAAAGCAAAGACAUUGCAUUUCCACUGAAAGUGUAAACAUGAAACCAGGACUCACUCUCUUUACUCACAGAUCAACAGAGUACCUGGACAUAAGACACAUGCUAGAAAAACUGAGUUUAUCAAUUCAAGAAAUCAGACAGAUUUCAGAACAUAGACAACCUUCUUGUAUGGAGAAGUCACACAGCUUACCAGACUUUACAUCCUAUGUGGCUUCUACAUUUGGUUCAUCCCCCCAGGCACUCCUUGCAUUUUUAUCAGUUAUGACUUUAAAGGAAGGAAUCUCAAACACAAAAACUAACGAACCACUAGCUAACAAUACAUCAUGCACUGAGGCUUUGAAAAUGAUGGAAUCUUUGAAGAAAAUAUCCAGCAUUGAAGAUGCAGAUGAGCUGAAGGCUAGCCUUUCAGAUUUGCAAAAGUCUACAUCCUCACAGUUGUUGCAGAACUGGAAGAGUUUUCAGGAACUCAGUGACAAGGCUCAAAAUCACAGGCUAUCAUCCAACUUUGAACAUGAGUUAUCAUUUGAAACAUGCCAAGACCAAAGCUAUAGAAAUGAGGAACAUCCCUUUGAUAUUCAGGAAUUAGUGGAGGAACUUAGCACAAAUACCAAACUCCAAGAAGAGUUGUCGACCCUUGUCAAUAGAAAGACAAGUGAUGUAAACAUGAGUGAAGUCCCUAUGGAGAACUCUGAAAUUAAUGACACUGCAGAAUCUUACCCUGGGGAGAGAGUAAAUCAUCUUAAAGAAUCAGGUGUAGAAGAAGAGACAAUCAACUUCAUAGAAUCAAACUUUGAACAGGAAGUGGGAGAUUAUGUUAAAUCAAUCAUUCAAAAUGUCACAAGUGCACUCAUAGUGGACACUGGAAGCACUGUUAGAGUUGGUACUAAAAAAGCUGAUUUUUCAGCUUUACAACAGGCAGAGAUCAGCAAAGAGCCAGAAGGCUGUACAGAAGAGCCAGUUGACCAAGAAAAAAAGCAGGAGGGCCAUGAAGAAGAGCACAAUAUUUAUGAAGAAGGAACAGAUAGAUAUGCAGAACAACCACUCUGCUAUGAUGAAAAACAGGGCAAUUUCAUAGAACACUCAGCUAUCUGUCAAGGGGAGGAGCUUAUCCAUGAAAAUGGGCAGUGGACUUGUGAGGUAGAGCAGGGAAGCUAUGUAGAAGAAGAGGUUUGUUGUGCCGAACAAAGUGGUUGUGUAGAAGAGCAAGCUGAAGACCCAGAAAAGCAGAAGAGUAAUGAAAAAGAGAGGGCCAGCUAUGUGGAAGAGCAAGUAAGCUAUGAUGCAGAAGAGGCUAGCUAUGUAGAACAGACUGGUUUUGUAGAAGAACAGAAAAAUGAUACAGGCAAUAAGUGUAGCCAUGAAGAGCAGCUGGCUAUCCAGGCACACUGUUUAGAUAAGCAAUGUAUCUAUGAGGAGGAGCAGGGUUAUUGCCAGGAGGAUCAGGGGAGAAGCGUAAAAGAGCAAGAAAGCAAAACAGAAUGGCCAUCCAGCCAGGAUGAACAGCAAUUAAGUCCUGAUGAAGAACAGAACUGCCAUGAAAAUGACCACAAUAGUUGUGUAGAAGAACUGGCAAAACACUUUAACUAUGAAGAAGAACAGAAUAGCUAUGUGAAUAAACACAUUAGUUAUGAAAAAAAUGAAUCUACAUAUAAAGAGGAGAAAGCUGCUUGUAUAGGAGAACAAGAGAGUUUUACUGAACAAUGUCCAACCUAUGUAGAAAAACAGUCAAGUUAUGAAGACAAGCAAGACAGCAAAGAUGAACAACAGGCUAUGCACGAUGAGGAGCAGGUCAGGCACAUGGAAGAACAUUUCUGCUAUGUAGAAGAAAAUCAACCUAAUUGUGAAGAAGAGCAGGUUAAUGAAAGCACCCCACACAUGCAUACAACUCACAGCACAGAAGGUUCCAAUCAGCUCAACCUUGUCACUGAAGAAGCCAUAGUGGAAGACGAGUGUGUCUGGAAUAAUGUUUCCCAGUCUGUGAAAAUACUUGAGGAGUUAAACAACUCUCUGCACCCUGCUCCAUCCGCCUCCUCUUUAGCUUUUAGUUAUGACUCUAAGGGCAGCUUAAAGAGAGAAUUUGAAGGAACAAGGGUCAAGUCAAUUAGGGACCUGUUUUUAGCCAGAAGUAAUGUGGACUUCCAGUACGGCCACAAACAGCUACCUAGCCCAAAUACAUCAGACCUGUCUGACUACAGACCAGAAACAUCUGACAGCGGGGGGUACAGAUCCCAGGCAUCACUGGACACCUCUACAGAAAGUGGAGAGGAUGAAAGUGGACGACGGUCUAUUGCCAAAGGCUACGUGAGAAGAACCAUCGAGAGGCUGUAUGGGAGGAAUGACACUGCAGGCAAGCGACCUCCUUCUGGAGCAAAAGCCAAGAGAGAAAACAGACCAGGAAGCAACAGUGUUGGCAGCCUCACUGCUUUCCAUGAAGCAAAGGCCAAAGUGAUCACAGAUCUGUCCUACUUUAAUGCCACAAGCUUGUACACCACAUGUAACGAGCCGACUCAAUGCAUUGCCUUGAAAACUAAUGUGGACACAAAGGAAGGAGUUUUGAUUGACAAGGGCAGAUGGCUCCUCAAAGAGAACCAUCUGAUCAGAAAAUCCCCACCAGAGGACUCGGCAAUGCAAGAGAAUGGGGAUAGCAUGUCAGUGGAAACUGGGCCAGGCUAUGCAAGUGAUGCCGCUCCUUACUCGCACUUUGGGAGUCACAACCCUCCUCUCGCGGUCAUAUCAUCCCCAGAGUUGGAGGACCCAGGGAAAACAGCAGUGCCCAACUGCACCUACUUCAGCCUUCCCCAUGGCAGCGACUCAGAGCUUUUCCAGGAUGACCUGAACGUUAAAACAAAGAGCAGCACUAAAGCAGCGAAGAAAGACUUUCAGCUUUCCCCAGCUACUGAGGAACCCAAAGUGUGCAUAGAAAAAAAUGGCAGCCUCCCAUCUUUCGCAUCUGUGGAGUUCAAGAAAACAGGCAACAAAGUGCAUCCACAAUCGGGGGCACCUGUGGUGGUAACUCAGCCUACCAGAGCACAGGGUGCCACUAACAGCAGAGCAGUCCAGGAGCAGGACCCUCUGGAGAUGCUGUACUUAAUGUGUGGUCAGCACUGUCCCAUACUGUGACCUUUCAAUUCACCAUUUCCAGUAGACCCUCCAGCAAAACUGCUGGUCCUUUUUAUGCUACUGUAGCAUGUUUCACUGAAUGUGAUAUGUCUGUAGCAUACUGUAUAUGAUAUGCCUAUGUCAAUGGUGAAUUUACUUCUAAUGAGAAGUACUUUAGUGCCUGUUAAUUAAUGUUAGUUCGCUCAUUACAAAUAGAUGUCUCUAAUUAUUUGGGUACUUCCAUUAAUUUGUUUGUAAUCCAUAAUAUGAUCAUUCUAUUAGUAAAUUACUUUUUAGAUGCCCUUCCUAUGUUCUGUACAGAACAGAACUUGUUUUUUUCUUAAUUUGUUUUUCUUUAAAUCUGAAUAUGGUUUUUUAAAUGGUUUGGAAUGGUUUCAAAUUGAUUGAAAGAUUAUUUUUAAAUAAAUCAAUUAUUGUAUUAUAUACAUUAUCUUUAGCGUCUAACUCCUGAGAACUCUCAACUCAGUCCAAAAUUUGAGACAAUUUUUUCAAAUCAUCCUUCUUUAAUUCCUUUUGUCCUGAAGAAAUUUAUUCAAUUUGAGAUUUGCAAUUAAAUUUUGUUGUUAUUUUAUACUUUUGCCAAUUGCAGUGGCAUGUACAAGAAUGUUAUGCAUAUAAAAAUAUUUGUAAAAAUUUGUUUUUGCAGCAUGAAUGUGCAAUUAUUAACUAAUUACAUUGUGUAAAUAUGUCAUGAAAGGGAAUGAUUUCAAAAUAGUCUUCAUCACUUAAACUUGCAUACAUGUACAUUCUGAAACCUGAGUCACAAGAAGAACAAAUUAUUUCUCGUAAUUUCUAGAAAACUAGAACUUCAUGUUUGGAGUGUCAUCACAAUAAUUUGUAUAAUUUUACAUAUGUGGAUGUGGAGUCAUGUUAAUUUUGAAAACUGGGUUAUGAAUAGAAUACUAUAUGGUUUUUUUUGUUAAUUCCCGAUUUACAUAUAUCAUUCAUAGCUUUUUUUAAGCACUGAGAAAAUUAUGCCUCACAAUGAAAAAAAAGAUGUUCUUUUUACUGUCUAGAUCAAGUAGUAAAAGUAAAGGUCAGAACUCAUUUUAAGUGGAAUCAUUUUGAGGUUAAUGUAAUAAUAGCAUGCAUGUGCAGGUAUACAGAAAAGCAGUUUAAUCACAAUGAUAUUUAAACUGGAAGGAUACAUACAGGUAGUUUUUGUACAACUGACUGUGAAAGUAACACAAGUAAUAACUUCAUUAAAUUCUCAAUAAAUGUAUAUUUCAAAGACUA